AUGGCCUCCAAAUCACUCCAAGCGGAUGCGGAGGAUGAUGAACAGAGAGGUUUCAUAGCCUCUCUGACGGCUACGAUCACAGUACGAACUUCCCCCCGGCACGCACAGAGCUCUCCUGACAUCCAACGCGUAGAAUGCCAUCCUCACGCCCAUCCGACCUUUCCUCUCCCGCGCCGCCCUCAAAACCUACCUGACCACGUUCCUCCUCCUAUCCACCGCCUUCGUCCUUCUCGGCUUCGCCAUCACGGCCUAUGUCCUCUUCUACUGGUCCUACAUCCCUCGCAUCGGCUUCGAGCGAACCAUCCACCUUCAGUUCGACAGCGUCUACGAGAACCACUACAACGAGCUUCCGAAGGUGCCGCCAUACCCCUAUCCCUACGGCAGCGCAGUAUUGGCAUCGGAUAUCGUCGCGUCACAAGGCUAUGACAUUUGGAUUGAGCUUUCCAUGCCACGGACACAAGACAACCAGGAUGCGGGCAACUUCAUGCUGGACGUGAACAUGUACGCACCCAGCGAGAAAGGAGACGGUCUACCCACGAGCGGCAACAUCAUCGCUCCCCUGAAGGCGGACAUUUCUCCGACCUCUCCGACUGCGGACCCUGCUCUCCUACUCGCGACAUCGCGGAGGUCCGCCAUCCUUCCCUACCGUUCCCCCUGGGUCGACCUCAUCCACAAAGCUACAGAACUCCACUGGUAUCUGCUAGGCUUCCGAUCCGAGUCCGCGACUCUCAAAGUACCCAUUUUCGAACGCGUGGCCUUCGCGAAAGGGUUUCAAAAUGUCCCUUCCACUCUGCGGUUGGAAAUACAAUCCACACAUCGGUUGCAGAUCUACUCGGCCAAAGCGCUCUUCCGCGCUAGAUUCCGUGGAGUGAGAUGGGUCAUGUACAAUCAUCGCAUCCUCUCGGCAAUCUUUUUCAUCUCCGCCUUCUGGAUGACGGAAAUACUAUUUGCGGGAUUGGCGUGGCUGGGGUUACAUCUGAUCCUCUCGAAACCAGCCGAGCAGGAUCGAGCAGAAGUCAAAGCGGAAGAAGUGUCGCGGUCCAUCAAGCGCGAAGCAGGCGUCAAAGAGGAAGAAGAGGUCAAGCCGGAGCUUUCAGACACGGAGCGUACGUUUCCUUCUUUCACGGGCCAGCCGGCCCUGCGAUACCACAGUCCGCCGACGCAAGUCAAACAAGAAGCAGAGGAUGAACAUGCUGUGAUGAUACCGGAGAAGGCGGUGGAAGCGGACGACGAGGAUGAAGAGGUGGAUGAUUUUCUGGAUUCUGGUAUCGGGACGAGUCUGGAGUCUAGCGGGCCGGCGCGAAGGGAAAGUAUGCGACGGCGAAGAGGCCGAGCUCCUGUCGCUGGUGUGAGUCCGAAUGGGUGGCACGAUGGAGAGGAUGAGCGUCAUGUCUGA
Messenger RNA from Lecanosticta acicola, 1396 nucleotides. NCBI's taxonomy places the organism in Eukaryota, Fungi, Ascomycota, Dothideomycetes, Mycosphaerellales, Mycosphaerellaceae. The record is from the annotation of a GenBank genome assembly.